Podarcis raffonei (Aeolian wall lizard) is the source of this 3002-nucleotide messenger RNA. Its product is annotated as interferon-inducible GTPase 5-like. The transcript is spliced from 3 exons. Gene Ontology annotation, cellular component: membrane. Lineage: Eukaryota; Metazoa; Chordata; Lepidosauria; Squamata; Lacertidae. The record is from RefSeq and is a predicted model, not a curated record. Gene Ontology annotation, molecular function: GTPase activity; GTP binding. Bases 162 to 1958 code for a protein of 598 amino acids.
CGUCUCUGGGAUGCGCAGGGAAAACAGAUCAGAGCGCAUCGGCAGGCGAGUGGGAUGAGGAACCAGCCAUAGGGGGACAACGCCAGGAAGCCGAGCGAACGGUCCCGGGGCGCAGCCUUGUAGCGGCAUCCCUCAAGAAGCCCUGUUUCCCUGCACCCAACAUGGCUCUAAAGACCCCCCAGGGAUCUGCGCUGAACUCCCCAGAGCAAGGGGAUGUCUCCGUAGUCCUUGUGGGAAAAUCCGGGGUAGGAAAAUCGGCCCUCCUCAAUGCCUUGCGUGGGAUGACCGAAAAUGAUGUCGGAUGUGCCCCGUUGGAGGCCCCGCCUAAAUCCGGGGGGCCUGUCAUGUACCCCGACCCAUCCCACCCCAAUUUACUGAUAUGGGAACUAGCUCUGGAUUGUGAGGGACAGGCCGACCGGUGGCUGAAGGAGGCUGACGUUUUUGUCGUGGUGACAGAUGGCAAGUUUGACGAGACUCAUGCCCACCUGGCCGGGGAGGCCCGGGCGGCUGGCAAGAAGGUCUAUUUUGCCCGCACCAAGGCCGAUUUGGAUCUUCAUACCCUCAAGCGGUUGAUGGGGGAGCGCUACAACCGACCCGAGGCCCUGCAGGCCCUGCGGGGUGUCUGUGCUGAGUCGCUGGGGGCCCAUGGUCUCGGGGAGCCCUUUGUCUUCCUGAUCUCUGCUUUUGAACCCUACGCCCUGGACUGCCCCCAGCUGCGAAAAGUGUUGCUGGAGGACGUCCACACAUAUGAGAGGGUCCUAAAGCCUACUCGCUUGGACUACGAGGUAAUCAGCGAGCAGGAGAUUGCAGAGAUCCAGGAGGCCUAUGAGCUGGGAGGUCUCUCGGAAGUGGUGACCCGCAUUCAGUGUAGCCUGGAGACUCUCUGGAAUGCCCAACUUGACAUUGGCGUCACAGGGGAGUCGGGCGCUGGGAAAUCCACCUUUGUCAACGCCUUGAGGGGUGUGGGCGAUGAGGAGGAGGGAGCCGCGGAGACGGGGGUGACGGAGACCACAGCCCAGCCUACGCCAUAUCCUUACCCCGGCCACCCCAAUGUCAUCCUGUGGGAUCUCCCUGGCAUUGGCACGCCCAACUUCCAGGCCGAAAGCUACCUAGAAGCGGUGGAGUUUUCUCGCUACGACUUCUUCAUCAUCCUGGCCUCGGAGAGGUUUAAGGAGAACCACGUCCGUUUGGCCAAGGCCAUUGUCAAAGAAGGCAAGCGGUUCUAUUUUGUGCGCACCAAGCUGGACAACGACCUGGAGUCCAUGAAGAGGCGGAAGAACCCUCCAACUGAAGAGGAAGUCCUGGAGGAGAUCCGGACUGACUGCCGGGAGAAGCUCGCCAAGGCCGGGCUGGCAGACACCAAGGUUUUCUUGCUCAGCAGCUUUGAGAUUGACAAGUUUGACUUCCAAGUCUUCGAGGAAACCCUGGAGCAAGAACUUCCGAGCCACAAGCGCCACGCCUUCCUGCUGUCGCUGCCCAAUGUCUCCUCGGUCAUCAUUGACAAGAAGAGGCAGCUCCUUCACCAGGAGGUUUGGAAGGUAGCUCUGAUCUCCAGCUUGGUGGCCGCCGUCCCUUUGCCGGGCCUGGCCUUCACCUGUGAUGUCUCCAUUUUGCUGAGGAAGCUGUCCACCUACCGGCAGGACUUUGGCCUCGACGCAGCGUCCUUGACCCGUCUGGCCGAGCGGUCGGGGAAACCGCUGGAGGUCCUGAGGGCCGAAGUCCACAGCACUCUAGGCCGGAGCAUCAACAGGGAUGUGGUCAUUGGGUUGCUGGGGAAGGCCACCGGGACAGGCUUGGUGGUGGCCAAUUUCUUCAUCCACCGGAUCCCGAUUUACGGAGCCCUGGCUUCCGGCGGGAUUUCCUUCCACACCACUUACUACAUGUUGAGCCAGUGCUUGGAAGAGCUGGCCAAUGACUCCCAAAGGGUCCUCAUGAAGGCCUUUGAAAGCGAAGUCUGAGGCAGCUGGAGUAAGGCGGCAGUCCCUAGGCGCCUCUGUGACUCUUCCUCAGAUGCCUUAGCACUGUUAUGUUCCUGCUUUAGCUUCAUCUACUUGUUGAUGUUUAUGGAGUCAUGGGACCAUGAUCUUGUUUUGGAACCUGGUUUUGACGAAUGGGAGUUGCAUGAGGCCGCCAUCCCCCAUUGAAUGAGAGCAAGAUUUAGACGAGCAAUUUCUCUGCAAUGACCCAGAAGGCUCCACAGUUCCCUGUUACUCAGGGGUGGCCAACCCUUCCAAAUGUUGCUGAACCCAUCAUGCAUGUAAGCCAGGGUUUCCCAAACUUGGGCCUCCUGCUGUUUUUGGACGACAACACCCAUCAUCCCUUGCCAGCAGGACCAGUGGUCAGGCAUAAUGGGAAUUGUAGUCCAACACUGCUGGAGACCCCGGUUUGGGAAACCCUGGUGUAAGCCAUGCUGACUUGGGCUGAUGGGAGCUGUAACCCAACAGAUGGAAGGCAAUUGGUUCCCCGUACUGUUUUAUGAUAAUGUUACAUGACUAACCUGUGGCCUUCUGGAUGCUGCUGAACCACAUCUCCCAUCUUCCCUUUCUAUUGGCCAUGUUGACUUGGGGUGAUGGAAGUUGUAGUCCUUUAACACUGUAGUCCGUCAACAUCUGGAGGACCAAAGACUUGUCUGUUCUGUGCCGUUAAGCAUUCAGUGGCAGGUUUAGUAACAGAUGUGGUAGCUUCAGCUUUUGGAAACCGGAGCUCACUUUGCCUCAGAUAUAUGACAUAAUUUGGAAUGUUUCCUAGAGAUAUGUCCAUGGACAUGGUGGAGAAGGGUGUGUAGGAAAUGAAACUAAUGUAUUAUCAAACUUUCUACACCAUCUCAUGCAGCUGAUGGAAUCGGACUCUGGCCCUCACAUGCUUUUUUCCUGGCCACAAUAAAACGUGUUAAGUUCUGUGAUGCUGCUAUGUUUUUAGCUAUUCUUACUUUUGUCUGUAAGCUGCCUUGAGUCCCCAUCAGAGAAGAAGGUGGGGUGUAAAUAAACAUACAACAAAAAAGA